This is a messenger RNA of Xiphias gladius (swordfish), 2325 nucleotides long. It is a transcript of the gene eef1a1a, whose product is annotated as eukaryotic translation elongation factor 1 alpha 1a. The transcript has 8 exons. Gene Ontology annotation, biological process: translation; translational elongation. The record is from RefSeq and is a predicted model, not a curated record. NCBI's taxonomy places the organism in Eukaryota, Metazoa, Chordata, Actinopteri, Istiophoriformes, Xiphiidae. Gene Ontology annotation, molecular function: GTPase activity; GTP binding; translation elongation factor activity. The coding region runs from base 250 to 1638 and encodes 462 amino acids.
GGCAGCCGUCGCGACGUUACAGGCGACGGGCGAGUGGAACAAGCGCGCGGAACUGGUUAUUUUGCCCGGGCCGCCGGGUUCACCUGAACGAGUCUGGCUAAGGUCAGGUGGGCUUUCGGGUUCCAGUCGGAGUUAAGCGACCGGCCCUUUCUACUCGGUAAAAGGCAGGUUCAGACAAAAACAUCACAAAUCCUCACUCAGGAAACUUUCAGACAGUCUGUCUCGUGACUUCAGCCAUCUCCAGUCACCAUGGGAAAGGAGAAACUCCACAUCAACAUCGUUGUGAUUGGCCAUGUGGACUCUGGCAAGUCCACCACCACAGGCCACCUGAUCUACAAGUGCGGGGGCAUAGACAAGAGAACCAUCGAGAAGUUUGAAAAGGAAGCUGCUGAGAUGGGGAAGGGGUCGUUCAAGUACGCCUGGGUGCUGGACAAGCUGAAGGCAGAAAGGGAGCGUGGCAUUACCAUCGACAUCUCACUGUGGAAGUUUGAAACCAGCAAGUACUAUGUGACCAUCAUCGACGCCCCCGGGCACAGGGACUUCAUCAAGAACAUGAUCACUGGGACCUCACAGGCAGAUUGUGCUGUACUGAUUGUGGCAGCUGGUGUGGGAGAGUUUGAGGCAGGUAUUUCCAAGAAUGGACAAACCCGUGAGCAUGCCCUGCUGGCCUACACUCUGGGAGUAAAGCAGCUCAUUGUGGGCAUCAACAAGAUGGACUCCACUGAGCCAAACUACAGCCAGAAACGUUAUGAGGAAAUUGUGAAGGAAGUGAGCACCUACAUCAAGAAGAUUGGCUACAAUCCGGACACCGUUGCCUUUGUGCCCAUUUCAGGCUGGAAUGGAGACAACAUGCUUGAGCCCAGCCCCAAUAUGACUUGGUUUAAGGGGUGGAAAAUAAAUAGGAAAGAAGGCAAUGCGUCAGGGACCACUCUACUAGAGGCUCUGGACGCUAUCCAGCCUCCCACCCGUCCAACAGACAAACCUCUACGUCUGCCCCUGCAGGAUGUCUACAAGAUAGGAGGUAUUGGAACAGUGCCUGUAGGACGCGUGGAAACGGGCAUACUAAAGCCUGGCAUGGUGGUGACUUUUGCCCCCGUCAAUGUGACUACUGAGGUGAAGUCUGUGGAGAUGCACCAUGAGGCGCUGACUGAAGCUCUUCCCGGCGACAACGUGGGCUUUAACGUCAAGAAUGUGUCUGUCAAGGACAUUCGCCGUGGCAAUGUGGCCGGUGAUAGCAAGAAUGAUCCACCACAGGAAGCUGCCAACUUCACUGCUCAGGUGAUCAUCCUUAAUCACCCAGGCCAGAUCAGUGCUGGUUAUGCUCCUGUGCUGGACUGUCACACUGCUCACAUCGCCUGCAAGUUUGCCGAGCUAAAGGAAAAGAUUGAUCGCCGCUCUGGCAAGAAGCUGGAGGACAACCCCAAAUCCCUCAAGUCUGGAGAUGCUGCGAUUGUGGAUAUGAUUCCUGGCAAGCCAAUGUGCGUUGAGAGCUUCUCUGAAUACCCUCCACUGGGUCGUUUUGCGGUGCGUGACAUGCGUCAGACUGUGGCUGUCGGCGUGAUUAAGGGUGUGGAGAAGAAGGUCUCCACCACUGGUAAAAUUACCAAGUCAGCCCAGAAGGCCCAGAGGAACAAAUGAAUGUUGUGCUACUCUGCCGACCUCAAGGUCUCCCAGGGCAGGACAUCGGCCAUCCAACUCCAUCAUACAAUUGGCUGUUUCAACCUAAUAAUCAAAGACUGGUUAAUCAUCACAAUGCAUCGCAAAAGCAUUCGAAGGAAAGAAAAACAUUUAGAUCUUUAGUUCAUGAGGCGGUACUCCUGACUAUUUCAGUGGUUAGAUUACCAUUUCGUACAAUGUAGUAUCAAAAAGAUUGUUUUAAAUGUGUCCUGUUGAUUUAGUUCAUGGCAAUACCUUUCAGUGAUAUUGAGACAUUGAACAAUUAGAGGUACUGUAAUUUAUCACCUCUCUAGCUCUCUGGAGUGCAGGUACUGGUCUCUUUUGAUGGUAUGUGUUGUCUUGCUUUUAGUGUUUGUUUGCAACUACGUGGUGCUCUGUAGGAGCCUAUGGCAAGAAGUUAAAACUAUGUUCUUAUGAGUAGUAUAUUAGUAUAACUUAGUGAUUUGUUGUGUUUAAGCUUUAAAAAGGCACUUAAAACUAAUGGUCCAAAUAUGUCCUUUCCAAGGGACUCCGAAGCAGACCACCUGUUGAUUCUUGAAGCACUUUGAUUGGUGUUUUGCUAACUUUGCACUUGCACUGGAGAAGUUUAAAUUGGCAUAAACUACUGCACCUUAUUGUGAGAAGGCAUGAGCCUCUUUGCAACAUUAA